GAUUACUUUAAUAAGGGCAGGAACUCCUACUGAACAAGAAAAUGCCAAAGUGAUUAGAGAAUCUUAGUGGAAAGAGUGGCAUAAACAAAAAGAAGUGGCCUUCUGAUUGGGCCAACACCCAACCCGGGACAGUAUAUAAGAGCCGCAAAGCCAGAGGAGAUAUUUGCAUCUCAGAAACCUCAUCUUUCUUUCUGAGAACCCUAAGCACACCAGAUCCCCCCGCCAUGGCUUGCUGUGCCCCCUGCUGCUGCAGCGUCCCCACCGGCCCCGCCACCACCAUCUGCUCCUCUGACAAAUGCUGCCGCUGCGGAGUCUGCCUGCCCAGCACCUGCCCACACACCAUCUGGCAGCUGGAGCCCACCUGCUGCGACAACUGUCCCCCACCUUGCCACAUUCCUCAGCCCUGCGUGCCCACCUGCUUCCUGCUCAACUCCUGCCAGCCCACCCCAGGCCUGGAGACCAUCAACCUCACCACCUUCACGCAGCCCUGCUGUGAGCCCUGCCUCCCCAGCUGCUGCUGACCGGUGGCUGCUGCGCUCCACGCCUGACGAUGAUGAACCCAAAAGCUGUCUGUGUAGCGCUCACUCGUCUCGGUAGUUCAUCAGGUGUCAAGGCAGACCAGAUGGCCCAAAUGUGGGAAACCCACCUUUCGUUUUAAUGGAAAAUAAAAAUAAAUUGUUAUGG
Molecule: messenger RNA, 684 nt
Organism: Phyllostomus discolor (pale spear-nosed bat)
Lineage: Eukaryota; Metazoa; Chordata; Mammalia; Chiroptera; Phyllostomidae
Product: keratin-associated protein 3-3
Exons: 1
Coding region: 225-521 (98 amino acids)
Cellular component (GO): keratin filament
Molecular function (GO): structural molecule activity
Source: RefSeq, a predicted model, not a curated record